AACUGUCAGGAGCAACCAGAGAGUUAAACUUCUAUAAAUGUCCGCCUAGUGUCUCUAAAUCCGCGCUUAUCGCCUGAUUUAGACGCAAAGCAACAGAAAACAGAGGACGGACCUCCGCGCUUUACUUUCCCAGAGGAAGCAGCAGAACGCACGGACUGGUGCCGCUUUGCGCCUCCAGGGGCGCAGAGUUCUGGAGACAGGACGCGGACAGGCUGUCCCCUGACUGGACGGGACACAUGUCUUCUCCAUUAGCUGUCCUACCCACAAGGUUCGGAACCCAGAACCUCUCUGCCGGCCACACAAUGGAGGCGCUGCGUUUUGGACUCACGCUGGUUCGACACGGAGAAACAAAGUACAACAAAGAAGGGCUGUUGCAAGGCCAGGCGAUAGACUCCUGCUUGUCAGAGGCGGGGCUGCAGCAGGCGGAGGCUGCAGGACGCUACCUGAGAGACGUGAGCUUCAGCAACGUGUUCGCCAGCGACAUGCUGAGGGCCCGACAGACUGCUGAAAAGAUCAUGCAGCAAAACAGCAGCUGUCUGGCUCUACAAAUGGUGUGCGACCCGUUGCUUAAAGAGAAAAGCUUUGGGACUGCAGAGGGCGGACGGGUCCAGGACUUUAAAGAGAUGGCCAGGGCUGCCGGGGAGUCUCUCGCAGGCUUCACCCCUCCAGGGGGGGAGACCCAGGAGCAGGUAAAGGAGCGGGUCAGACUGUUUCUGGAGAACAUGCUGCAGCAGAUGGGGGCCGAGCACUGGCCUGUCAGCGGGCACGCCGCCGCCGCCGCCGCCGCCGCCGCCGCCCCAGAGGGGUCUCCUGCUGAGGGGGAAGCUGAAGAUGGCGUGAGGGGAAUGCCUGUCCAUGCUUUGGUUGUCACCCAUGGAGCUUACAUGCGCGAGGCGGUGCGCUACUUUGUGGAGGAGUUGCACUGCAGCUUCCCUUCCAGUUGGGACCAGAGUCAUAUGUUCUCCUUGAGCCCUAACACUGGAAUCUGCAGGUUCACACUGAGGACUGCUAAGGAAGGGAGCAAGUUUGUGCUGCUAGGAAUGCGUUGUGUUUUUAUUCACAGGGCGGAUCACAUUAAACAGGCGGAGCAGGACAGCAAAGCAAGAGCAAAGUAACCCAUCAGAUUUUAAUGGUCCUAUCUAGAAAUAUCCUCCUAAACAUAAUAACUGGCUCCCUGUAGUUUGCUUGUAUCCAUUUCCUGAUGAACAUCAGCGUAGACGCUGGGUCCAAAUGCAAUGAUGCACAAACAUGCCCACAGAUACAGCUUCACUGAAUAUCAGCGUAAGAUGCUGAGCUGUCCAGUCCAAAGACAUUAGUUUGGUCCACCGGUCUCUCUAACCUUCCCUUUCUCUGUGAUGGACGCUCUUCUUCCAA
This is a messenger RNA of Fundulus heteroclitus (mummichog), 1374 nucleotides long. RefSeq names its product TP53 induced glycolysis regulatory phosphatase a (gene tigara). The record is from RefSeq and is a predicted model, not a curated record. Gene Ontology annotation, molecular function: fructose-2,6-bisphosphate 2-phosphatase activity. Lineage: Eukaryota; Metazoa; Chordata; Actinopteri; Cyprinodontiformes; Fundulidae. Gene Ontology annotation, cellular component: cytosol. The coding region runs from base 237 to 1115 and encodes 292 amino acids. The transcript is spliced from 6 exons. Gene Ontology annotation, biological process: negative regulation of glycolytic process; positive regulation of DNA repair; negative regulation of programmed cell death.